CGACGUAAAUUAACAACGACAACAAUAGGCUUGAUAUUUCAAAUAAUUUCUACCUUAAAGCUAUAAGCAAAUCUUUUUCUUUGAUGAACAUUCGUUUGUAACGAUUCAUCAAUUAAUCAAUCAUAUAAACAAAUUUUAUCUGCAUCUGAAGAAUUCUCAAUCUUUUAUUUAGCUUUUAUUCAAUGCCAUGAUUAAGUACUGCUUUUAUGAUAUAGCGAUUUAUAUUACAUUUCUAAGUUAAUUUCGUUUCUCAAGGAAACAUCAAUUACAUACAAAGUUAGAAACAUUAAAUUAUCAAUUUUUACAAUACAUUUCAGUCAAUUGGUUUAAAUGUAUGUUGAAAAAACAUGUCUGAUGCUAUAAAUUUCAUUGAAAAAUUGUAUCUCUCUGUUUAUAAUGACAGAAAAAUGAUAAAAAAACAUUUAGAAAAUGAACUCUUGGCACCUUUAUGUAUUUCUGUUCAAGAGCAAAUUUUAAAAGCUACAAUCCUGAAUCCGAUUUGCAUCAAGUAUCCUCCUCCUCAUUCCUUCAGGAAAAUGUUUCUUCGUAUACUCAUUGAUACGGUUGAAUAUCAAAAAGAAGAGUUCUCGGAAAAACUUUUAAAUGAAUAUACUGAAACCUUGUCUAUCUCUCAGGAUGAUGAAAAGAAUAUCAGUUAUAAUUCUUAUAUAAUUAAUCCAAACUGUGUCAUCACAUUGCAUGAAAAUACCUGUUUUGUUGCUAAAAGUACUACAGGUCUUCAAACUUGGGAAGCAUCAAAGUAUUUAGCUGAAUGGUGUAUAAACAAUCCAUCUCUUUUUACAGACAAAAAAAUUUUAGAGCUUGGUUCCGGCAUUGGACUUUUGGGUAUAACAAUCCUAAAACUAUGUCAACCAAAACAAUAUAUAUUUACAGAUAAAAGUUGGGAAGUUUUGAAUGUUCUUUCAUCAAACAUACAAAUUAAUGAGCUAGAUUUAAAAUGUGAUAUUCAGCAAAUUCCACUUGUAUGGUCCACAACCACUGAAAAUGAUGCUAAGAAACUGUCAUCUGAUAUUCUUCUUGGUGCAGAUUUAGUAUAUGACACUUCAAUGGUUGAAAGUUUAGUACAUGCUCUAAAAAUAUUUCUAUCAAAAGAAUCAACUUGCGCAUACAUUGCAUCAAAAAUAAGAGAUCCCAAUACAGAUAAAAAGUUUUUGCGCCAUCUUGAUUUAGUAGAUUUAAAGUAUGAGGUAUUGGAAAAUCAUAAAAAAUCCAUGUUUGUUUAUAACCCAGCAUCAUCAUUUGUACUCUAUAAAAUAAACUGUAAUUAGAAAUUUAUACCAUAUGUAAAUAAGUACUAAAGAGAUAAAAGAAAUUGCACAUUAAAA
Molecule: messenger RNA, 1346 nt
Organism: Parasteatoda tepidariorum (common house spider)
Lineage: Eukaryota; Metazoa; Arthropoda; Arachnida; Araneae; Theridiidae
Product: protein-lysine N-methyltransferase EEF2KMT
Cellular component (GO): protein-containing complex
Source: RefSeq, a predicted model, not a curated record